AUGAAGGCGGAAGAGAUAGAUAUAGUUGUGGACAGCUUGGGUACCAGAAGACGGAAAUCCAUCACGAUUCCUCGAGCAUUAGUGGUGAACUAUCUCCCGAAAGCACUAGUGAAAGCAGUCGCCAAACCGGAAAAUGUAGCGGAAUGGUCACACCUUAAGGGUAUCCCACCAAGUCUAGCACCGAGCAGAGUAGAGUUGGUGACAGGCAUGGACGCACCCCAAGCCUUUAUACCUCUGGAAGUGAGGACAGGAAAGUCCGGAGAUGCCUUCGCAAUGCGCACUUGUCUGGGCUGGACUGUCAAUGGGCCCAUGAGAACAGGAAGGCCCGGAAAGAUCUGGUACUUACCUCAUCACCCAGUCCUGAACCAGAACAAACCAGGGAAGGUGAGGAUAGUAUUCGAUUGUGCGGCGACCUACCACUCCAUCUCCUUAAAUAGCCAAGUAAUGCAAGGGCCGGACCUCAACAACAAGCUGACGGGCGUCCUUCUUAGGUUUCGGCACCAUAAGAUAGCUCUCAUGGCUGACAUUGAAUCUAUGUUUCAUCAAGUGAAGGUGGUGCCGGAAGAUCGUGACGUCCUCCGGUUCCUUUGGUGGAUGGAUGGUGACUGUACACGAGAACCCGCCACCUACCGGAUGACAGUACAUCUCUUUGGCGGAGUUUGGAGUCCGUCUUGUGCUGGAUAUGCACUCCAGAAGACGUUCAAGGAUUAUGAGCAAGAGGUCACCGAAGACGUUGAACGUGCCAGACACAGCUUUUAUGUCGACGAUCUCCUAAUUUCGGUACCCUCUCUGGACAAAGCCAUAAAGGUGACACAUCAACUGCGACGAGUCUUGAGUAAAGGAGGUUUCAGGCUGACAAAAUGGAUCUGCAAUGAUAAUUCAGUACUCAACACCAUACCUCAAACAGAGAGGGCUGCAGGAGUGAGAGAGAUCACCCUCAAGGACGGCCGACUAUCCUCUAAGAGGGCGCUGGGAAUCCUUUGGGACCUAGAGGCAGAUGAACUUGCUGUUCGAGCCCAAAUGCCACGAAAACCGGAAACGAAGCGAGGUCUUUUAAGCAUGAUUAGUUCUAUAUAUGACCCUUUGGGUGUCUUGGCUCCUGUACUCAUCAGAGCGAAAUUGAUUUUCCAAGAUGAAUGUAGAAGACAAGCAGGAUGGGACGAACCUCUAACUGAGCCGAACGUAGCCUUGUGGAGAAAAUGGCUGGGUGAUUGGAAUGGGCGAGAAGAAGUCUGGAUCCCAAGGUGCUACUGGCCAGACAGGAUAUCACCUCUACAUACGGCUCAAAUACAUCAUUUCUGUGAUGCCUCACAACAGGCGUAUGGAACAGUGUCCUACCUGAGACUGACGGACAAAAACGGACGCCACCACGUAACCUUUCUGUUCGGCAAAGCCAAACUAGCACCAAUGAGGCAACAGACAAUUCCGCGAUUAGAAUUAUGUGCAGCUACGAUGGCAGCUCGGACUGACAGACAAUUGAAAGAAGAACUAGACAUCGAAAUGGUGGACUCGGUGUUUUGGACGGACAGCAUGGCAGUUCUUCAAUACAUACGAAACACUGAGAGACGCUUCCACACCUUCGUAGCCAACAGAGUGGCUACCAUAAGUGAAUACUCAAACAUCUGUCAAUGGCGCCACGUUAGGUCGACACUCAAUCCAGCAGAUGAUGCUAGCCGUGGAAUACUGGGAAGUGAACUGCAUAAUGAGUGUCGAUGGAUCCAAGGCCCCACAUUCCUCGCCUUGAAGGAAGAAGAUUGGCCACAGACAACACUAACAAUCCCAGAUAUUAUGGCUGAUGACCCGGAAGUGAAGAAAACUUCCAUAUGUUUGGCAACUACAGCAGCAGGAAGGGAUAGUGACAUCAUAAAGACAUUGUGGGCGCAGUACUCAUCAUGGUAUCGGUUACGGAAAACCGUUGCAUGGCUCAGACGAUUCAUACAAUGGUGCGUAGCAAGAUCCAACAAGACUGCAUGUGACAAAGGCCAGUUGUCAGUAGGAGAUAUGGAAAAGGCUCGUCUGGCAAUUCUACAGGCUACACAACUAAGACGCUUUCCUCAAGAGGUCUGGUCACUCGGGCGAGAACACACCUUGGCCGUGUUGCGAGAGGACUACUGGAUACCGAAAGGACGCCUUACUAUCGACAAGAUCCUCCACACGUGUGUGAUCUGCCGACGAUGUAAGUGGAAACCGCUAGAGCAGAGGCAAGCAAACCUGCCCGAGGAUCGCCUCAUACCAGGAGAGAGGCCAUUCACUUACAUGGGAACAGACUGCUUCGGACCUUUCAUAGUGAAACGAGGCCGGACACGGGCAAAAGGAUGGGGUUGUCUCUUCACAUGCCUGACCUCUCGUGCCAUACACUUGGAAGUUCUCCCAUCACUGGACGCAGACUCAUUCAUCAACGCGUUAAGCAGAUUCAGUUCCCGCAGAGGAACCCCAAGACGCCUGAGGUCUGACAAUGGGACGAACCUGGUAGGCGCUCACAGAGAAUUGCGGGAGGCAAAGAACAAUUGGAAUGACAGCAAACGGAUAAGAGAUACACUCCUACAACGACAGAUAGAAUGGGAGUUCAUCCCACCUGCAGCCCCUCACAUGGGUAGAGUCUGGGAACGUCAAAUCCGCACUGUAAAGAAGGUGCUCUUGGCGGUGGUUGGUAAUCAGGUACUUGAUGAUGAACGACUUUCCACCUUUUUCUGCAUCAUGGAAGAGAUAAUAAAUGGGCGACCCCUCACCCAAGUCUCAGACGACCCGAAAGAUCUAGAAGCACUCACACCCCUCCACCUUCUCCGACUGGAAGGCGAUACGCCAACGCCCAGGGAUGACAUAUCAGUGGCAGAGACAUACCGAAGGCGAUGGAAACAUGCACAGUUCCUGGCAGAUCAGUUCUGGAAACGAUGGGUGAAGGAGUAUUUACCAACCCUGCUCUGGAGGCACAAAGCCAUUAAGAGCCACCGCAAUCUGAAAGUCGGUGACGUGGUCAUCAUAGGAGGACACCCCCUCCCAAGAAGUCAGUGGUUAUUAGGGAGAGUCCUCGAAACAAUGCCUAGCGCAGACGGCCUUGUGCGAAAGGCCAAAGUGCAGACAAAGGAGUCAGUAUUGGUGCGCCCAAUUACAAAACUCUGUCUGCUGGAAGGGGUCGGGAGCCUCUGA
Messenger RNA from Portunus trituberculatus (swimming crab), 3147 nucleotides. RefSeq lists its product as uncharacterized. Lineage: Eukaryota; Metazoa; Arthropoda; Malacostraca; Decapoda; Portunidae. The record is from RefSeq and is a predicted model, not a curated record. The transcript is spliced from 3 exons. Gene Ontology annotation, molecular function: nucleic acid binding. Bases 1 to 3147 code for a protein of 1048 amino acids. Gene Ontology annotation, biological process: DNA integration.